GUCGGCUGUGUUUACGUUGGGAUGCUCACAACAAAGGACAGCGCACCGCGGAGAGGCUGUCAUUUAAACCCAAACAUCGAGGAUAUCCCGGUUCACGGUGAGCCUUACCGACUCCCAGCUCCACAGAGGCAACAACGACUGACACAAACCCACACUGGCUUCCAUUUUAUACUGACGUGAAGCGGUUUAUUUUCCCGUUAACGGGCUGAGACGCGGAGAAAUUAGCAGCACAUUUUCCUCCUCUUGCCUGCUAGCCUCCGCAAGUUGUGGAGGUGAAGAGCUGGUUGGAGAAGCUAGCAGCUGAGAGACCCGGAGACCUGGGACAAUAGGAGGACUUCAUCAUUUACAGCACAGGCAGGACCGGUAGUGCUGCGAGCGACGGGCCCAUGAAGCAUGAGAGGGUGGAGCUGAGGCUCAGCUGACCCUUCCCCUUCCUUCUCCUCCUUUCCCCCGGUGGUCCACUCGAUCAGCACCUCCCCCUCCCUUCCUCUCCUCUCCCUUUCCUGCCUCCCAUCACCCUGCUGGAUCUCCUGCCCUCCUCCGAGCCUCAAUCAGCCGAGCCCGAUGUACUCCCCGGAGCAGGAAAACAUCUCCACCACCGCCUCCACCAAAGUGCCAGUGAAGUACGGAGAGCUCAUUGUGCUGGGGUACAAUGGCUCUCUGCCCAACGGGGACCGAGGCCGACGUAAAAGCCGUUUUGCACUUUGUAAGAGACCGAAAGCGAACGGAGUGAAGCCCAGCACAGUUCACAUCGCCUGCUCUCCACAAGCAGCCAAGGCCAUAAGCAACAAAGACCAGCACAGCAUCUCUUACACUCUGUCCCGAGCCCAGACGGUGGUGGUGGAGUACACCCAUGACAGCAAUACAGACAUGUUCCAGAUCGGUCGAUCCACAGAGAGUCCAAUAGACUUCGUGGUGACGGACACGGUGGCCGGCAGCCAGAGCAACGCAGACACCCAGUCGGUCCAGAGCACCAUCUCCCGCUUCGCCUGCCGCAUCAUGUGCCAGCGCACGCCGCCUUACACCGCACGCAUCUACGCCGCCGGCUUCGACUCGUCCAAGAACAUCUUCCUAGGGGAGAAAGCUGCUAAGUGGAAGACGUCCGACGGUCAGAUGGACGGUCUGACCACCAACGGCGUGCUGGUGAUGCAUCCUCGCAACGGCUUCACCCAGGACUCCAAACCGGGCGUCUGGAGGGAAAUCUCCGUCUGCGGCAACGUCUUCACCCUGAGGGAAACCCGAUCGGCACAGCAGCGGGGAAAGAUGGUGGAGUCUGAGUCUCAGGAGCUGGUUGACGGUUCUCUCAUCGACCUUUGCGGAGCGACGCUGUUGUGGCGCACUGCUGACGGCCUGGCACGCACUCCCACCCUCAAACACCUGGAGGCGCUGCGGCAGGAGAUCAACGCGGCCCGUCCUCAGUGUCCGGUGGGCUUCAACACGCUGGCCUUCCCCUCCAUGCGCCGCAAGGACACACCGGACGAGAAGCAGCCCUGGGUCUACCUGCAGUGCGGCCACGUGCACGGCUACCACAACUGGGGCAACCACCGCGAGGAGAGGGAGGGCCGGGAGGGCCGCAGCCGGGAGUGCCCCAUGUGUCGGGCUAAAGGGCCCUACGUGCCCCUGUGGCUGGGCUGCGAGGCCGGCUUCUACGUGGACGCGGCGCCGCCCACUCACGCCUUCAACCCCUGCGGCCACGUCUGCUCGGACAAGACGGCGGCCUUCUGGAGUCAGAUCCCUCUCCCUCACGGCACCCACACCUUCCACGCCGCCUGCCCCUUCUGUGCCCAGCAGCUGAGUGGGGAGCAGGGCUUCGUCAGACUCAUCUUCCAGGGGCCCCUCGACUAGCGGGGCCUCCAGCAAUCCUGGUGGAGAUGCAGGGAGAACACUCGGAUCCUGCGUUUUAUAACCACGGACCUACCCAGAUCUGUUUGUUUCCCUGCAGUUCAGAUAUAAACUGUUUUCUGGACUUCUUGUCUCUUUCUCAUUUUUAAGUGACCUUUGUAUUGCUUUUUCAUGAAUGACAAACAAAGAUUUCUAUAUUUUCAUGUGAAACCAGAGACACAAAAACCAAACAAAGAACACUGCUGGGUAAACUUUUAACAACAGUAUUUAUCUGAACUACUAACAUGCGGUUUUUAUUCCUGUUUAUUGUAUUCAUCUGUGUACAUCUCUGAAAGCUAAUUUAAACAAAGAAGUCUAUUUAUGGCCCAGGAUCAUCGCUUCAUCCUUUAUCUGUCAGAUAUGCCUAACUUCAGUUCUAUUUAGCAUUUUAAUUUGAAAAACUCCAUAUAUUGUUACUCAGAUAUAAAGUUUUCGGUGUGUUCUGAGGGUUCCGUUCCGUGUCCUUCCCCCAUGUUCACCGUAUUUAUACUCCCCUUCCUCUGGCUCACGUUGUGUGUUAAACCCUGAGUAGUUGUUCUCUCUCACCUCGGCCUUUCGAGCGUUCAGAGCAAUAGAUUUGGAACAGAAACCUCCUGAAGCGUUACGGGAGUCUUUAUGAGCGCUCCCUCCCUUUAAAGUCCCACUGAAACGUCGCUCUGUGGGUGAGAGACUCUUUCCUGAUCACAGCCAUGAAAACGCAGCCAUGUAGCUACACACACACACACACACACACACACACACACACACACACACACACACACACACACACACACACACACACACACACACACACACACUCUCUCUCUCUCUCUCUCUCUCUAACCAGCCCUGGUCAAAUGCUUUCUAUUACAUUAAAGAGGAGGAGCCAUGACACAGAAAUAACAGAAGAUUCUGUUAGGGUUAAAUCUGCAGCAGCACCUCUGUGUGGACGAUGUUUUAUCGGCUGCUGUGAUGUUUGGGGCUCAACUUGUUUUCAGUUAUCUCAAGAACGGUGGUCAAUAUUUAGCCAGACACAUUCCAGUAUUCUGAGCAGUAUUAAUUUAUCAAUUUUAGCCUUGGACUGAGGGCUUUUUUGGAAUUUUCCUCCUGCCAGUAUUGAGAAAUGCUCCUCUUGUCACCGUGAGUCCUGCAGGCUGAUAACGACGUGUUUUAUUCAGACAUGACGAUGCACAGAUGAUCCAAACUGAGUCAGCUUCAGUGCGUUUCUUUUUCCGGCCUGAAUUUUCUCAGUUCACGAAGCUCCAUCUGAUACAACAAGCAAAAAAACCAAAACAACCCAACUGUAGCUGUUUGACUCAGGUCUGAUAAAGUCACACAAACACACAUGUGGCUUCAAGCUGCUGAUCCUCUGUAUGGAUGUGUGUUUUACCCGGGCUUCAUGUUAAUCUGGAGCGUUUUAGGGGCGACGAGCUCCACAGUGUGAGAACAAAAUACCAGGACUGCCUCUUCUUACUUUUAUUUUCAUAAACUACAAACUACAAUGAGAACUGUUAGCGUUUUUAUACUGUAUUAGCUCUGUAAUACCUUCCAAGAGGGCUAAUCAGUUCAUUGUUUUUAUAUCAAAAUGACAUUUUAAUCACAAGAAUUAUUCACGUUUCUUUGUUUGAGGGCAUGUUAUGCUGUUAUUAAAUGAAGAGUAGACUCCUGAAAGGCCACCUGUGGACCCAAACUAUGAUUUUAAACAUAACGUAAACAGCUAUGUAAUCUGAAAUGAUGACAGAUUUACUCAGCAGUAGUUUAUUUAUAUGAAAAGGCCUGAAAAAGAAGCAUCUGCAUUACAUGAACUGAUGUACAAACCAGAUAAAUAUGUGAUCAUGUCUAGUGUGCAUUUGAUUUAAAACUAUUCUCAUUCAGCUCUCAGCUUCAGAAUCUGAGUCUACAUUCAACAGAACAGACAAACGGAUGCAAAAACAGCACAUUAGAAGACAAAAACUAACAGCGACAGUGAUGUAUGUGCUAGUUUUUAUGUUACGUUUGUUUCGAUUCAAGAAGAACAGAUAAAGUUAGACGACUGGCAGCAAUCUAAACAGAAAUAAUGUAUGUUCAGACUAAGUCUAGCUAGAACAGAAAUGUUUAUCUAAAUAAAAACAGCUUUAAAAGAGUUUGUAUAAAGCUGUUAAAUAUUUAAAAAGCAGCUAAUGUUAGCUUGCUAAUAUAAAAUCUGUUUCGACUGAAAACGUGUUUGACCUAAAUGACAAAAUGGACCAAUCACAACCAGAUAGGUUAGUGUGAUUCUUUAUUUCCCUCUUGUAUUAAACCACACCACUUUUUCUGACUCUGAAACACGCUCAUUUACAUUUACAGAUAUUAUGGACUGGCAGCUCAGCUCGGGCCCUGAACCUGUAAUGCUGCUUUUACAGCUGAUUGCUUUUGAUUGGACACUACACAUUUCCUAGCAACCGAUUUACACAUAAAUUAAUUCUCUACCUGAAUUAGAAAAUCACAAAUUAAGUUUUUUGAAGAACUGCAGGAAAUAUGAUUAAAAAAGCAGAAACAGCUGCUGCAGAUAUUUUAUCAGCUUCUGUUUCUAACUUCCACAUGAAAUGCAUAAAUAAAGUAGCCAUGACACCCUCUUACUACCUCUAAACCAGCACACACAAAGCUCAGAGGAGGCGGUCCUGAUGUUUUGCUCUUUACAUGGAAGCACACGUCCUCCUGCUGCAAACACACAACACACACACAACACACACACCGAGCACGCUGGCACACUCCAGCUGCAGAAACCUCCAACAGAAGCAGCUUUACUGACCAGCCACUUCCACACACACAGCUCCAGGUGUGUGUGAGCUCUGAACACAGUCCUAUCUGCAGGUAUAAGUAGCGUGUGUGUGAGUGUGUGAGUGUGUGUGUGUGUGUGUGGGAGAGAGAGAUUGUAAUUUAUGCAUUCAUGAUGAUUGUAUGUGUGCAGUUUGUGUGCGUUCAUCUGUAGCUCUCCAGAUCCUCAGACUGCAACACACUAAGUCACCUCAGGGAGAAACACAAUGACCUGUGUCACGUCUGCACACACACACACACACACACACACACACACACACUGCUAGGUCUUCUGAGGAUACCUCACAAGUUCAAAAGUCUAUUCUGGGUUCAGAUAUUUGUGUCCUUCAUCCGGUUUAGUUUUGGUUUCAUGGACUCUGUGGGUAAAGUGUGUGAUUAAGGGCUCUCCACGUCUCUCUACUGUUAUUUCAGCCCUCUUAUUGUAACACAAACACACGUCUCUGUCUGUCCGUCUGUCUGUCCGUCUGUCCUGCCGUCCUCCACUCGCUCUUCUUCUCCUCCUGUCCGGGGACGUCUUUGUGCUUGUAAAAGGCGAAAGCAACGAAUGUUUCCAGCAAACACUUUUUUGUAACAACUUAAACAAUAAAGUGUAAAAGCGA
Messenger RNA from Amphiprion ocellaris (clown anemonefish), 5255 nucleotides. It is a transcript of the gene peli1b, whose product is annotated as pellino E3 ubiquitin protein ligase 1b. The record is from RefSeq and is a predicted model, not a curated record. NCBI's taxonomy places the organism in Eukaryota, Metazoa, Chordata, Actinopteri, Pomacentridae. The transcript has 7 exons. Gene Ontology annotation, biological process: protein K48-linked ubiquitination; regulation of Toll signaling pathway. Gene Ontology annotation, molecular function: ubiquitin protein ligase activity; protein binding. Bases 565 to 1845 code for a protein of 426 amino acids.